CGAUAUUAUAGAUGAACCAAUAGUUAGUAAAAUAGCACUUAAAAGCGGAAGUUUAAUAACACGCAAGACAUUUAAAAGUAAUUUACGAGGAGGAACUCCAGCCAGUAAUAAAAAACAGCGAUAUCAGAAAAAGCAGGAGGAAAUACAAGAUGAUGAAAAUGAAAAUAUUAGGCCUGCAGACAUAAAAACUGCAUUUGAUGAAGGAAAUCCUCUUGAAAGUUUUACAUCUAACUUAAGUCUUUCGUCACCAAUUUUACCACCGGAAUUAAUGUGUUACAGAAAAAUGAAUUUAAAGCAGUUAAAUAGUAAUUUCGAGAGCGGCAAAAUAACUUUAAAAUGUAGAAAUCCUGUAGAACAAAACUCGUUGAAACAAGUUGGAAGAAAACUCUUUUCUCCUCUCAAACAAGAGUCUGAUUCAAUGAAAAUCACUGAAAAUGAAAUGAUAUCACCCAUAAAACAAAAUACUAAUGAUCGCAGUGUACCAGCUCAAAAAUGUCAAAAAGUGAAAAAUUCUUUAUUAGAUUUAAAUGAAAAAACAAAGCAAGAAGAGAAUUUCUGCGAGCUUAGCAUGUUUGAUGUUGACGACGCGGACGUUGCUAUGAAGACUUUAAAUGAGAACCAAGGUCAUCUACAGUUAACAGUAAAUAAAGAAGAACGUGUAAUGGAAAAUAUAAGUUGUGAAGAUAAUUGUGAAGAUGAGAUGGAUAUAUGUUAUGUUAGGAGUCCAACUACUCAGCGUGAGAUUAAUAAGGAAUCUGCCAAUGCACUGAAACAUAUGUUUGUUACUGAAAAAAAAGAUGAUUUGUCACAAAGUUUUGAUUCCUUACAAAUAGAUAACUCCAUGAAACUGCUAAAUAAACAAAAGUUUACACCUGAAGAUGAUACUAAAAAAGAUUUUAAAAAUAAUAACAGUUAUAAGCAACAAUUAUUGAAAACAAAAGAGGAGACUGAAACUAAACAAAGAAAAACCAUACAUUUUUCAGAUCAAAUCAGCUUGGAUGAUCAGAUUGAGCCAUUUAGUGAGACGCAAUAUUUAUUAGGAAACUUUUGUGAAAAAUUGCAUUCUCCGAAUCAACUCCAACAGCGGCACACAAUUUUUUUUAAAGAUGGACUGAAUUUAGAGUUUGAAUCAAAUCAAAGAAAUAAUGAGAAAAAUAAUUCGAAAAGAGCAGAAGUAAUGCCAAUGCUAAGUGAAACACAAUACUUACUUGAAGAUAUAAAUGAUAUAGAUACAGAAUUUUCUCCAAUUAACUGUAAACCAAACAAAGUCACCAAAGCAUUGGAAGAGAAAACUAUUUGUUUUACAAAAGAGUCGAAUAUAGAAAUUGGAAAUGAUAAAGAUUCAGUCGUGAAACAUCAUUCUUCAGAUAUAAAAGAAGAAUCAUUUAUAAUGAAUAUUCAGUCUCCCACUGAAUCCAAAGAAAUAUUAGUAAAUAAUAUGAAAGAUAAAUUUAAAAAUAAUUUGAAGAAUACCCCUAAAAGGCAAACAAUGUUUUUUUUGGAAAAUUCCAGUUUAGAUAUGGAAGAUGUUAUAAGUGAUAAUAAAAAAUGUCGGUCAUCUAAAGCUGUAGCCUUUCUUCCCCAUAAAACACAAAUUUUAGAAGAUAGUAUAGAUGAGGCUCAAACCGCAACCCCUCCCAUAGAAGUAUUAAGCUUAUCCAAAAACAAAGUCAAACGUAAGACUAUUAUUUUUGCAGAUGAAGCUAUUGAGAAUACUAAAAAUAUUUUAAAUAAAAGGGAUGAUUAUAUAUUACCAAAAAACUCUAUAAAAUUAAAGAUGCCAAAGGUUUUUUCGAUUGAAACACCACAUAAGUCACUUAUUGAAUUUGAAGAUAUAGAAAAGGAAUGUGCUGAAGAUAUAUCAUACGUAUGCAUGCAACAAGAGGAAUCCAGUAAAAUGGUGCAAUGUAAUAAAAUUAUGACCAAACGACAAACAACUUAUGAAAAUACAGAACUAGAAGUUUCAGGUUUACAACUAAUUAAUAAUUUUGAAGUUACUUCUUUACCUGCUACCAGUCCGGUUGUACUUAAGAAACGCUUUACUGAAUGUAUAACACCCAAUUUUCCAAAUCCUAAAAAACGUCAAACCAUGUUAUUUCAUGACAAUAUGGAUAUUGACGGUGAUACAACAACUGAAAGUAAUACGAUUCCAAAUUCUACUAGAAGAAAUACUGUUGUUUUCAAUAAGGAUAUUUCUAUGAAUGAUGAUGUUCAUAAUAAAAGUGAUGAAAAUAAGAAUACAAAGACUGCAAUUGAAGGUUUAAACAUAACUUCAUUUGAAUUAAAGAGUGAAUCUGACAAAUUAGGUUCUGUAAGCAAGAAAAGCGUGGAAACUCCAUUGCAGAAUGACUGUAAUCAACAAGAGUGUAUUGUGCUGUCUUCUCCUAGUUGGUUGUGUAUAUCAAAUACAACUGAUGCAAAUGCAUCGAAUGAGAGUUUAGUAAAUGAUGAAUUGGUGGAAGAAAUACCAGAAAAAAGCUUAACAUUUGAAGAUGAGACAAUGGGUUGUAAAUCUUUAGACGUCACUAUGGAAAACGUUAUUGCAAAUGAAUCAAACUUCACACCAACAGCAAAAUUAAAGUCACGUAUUCCGAUUCCUGUUAAUAGUGAAGUGAAAAAUAAUUCCAUUGGGUUAACUUCGCUGACUACAAAUUGUGAAAAAACUUACACAAACUCUUCUCUUGCUCCUAUUGAAAUUGCACGAAAAACAAACAUUCAAAGAAAAGACAGUAUAUUUGAGUUAUUAGAAAAUGAUACUAUAUUGCUUGAAGACACUAAAAUGCCAGAAGAUAAUUUAAUAUUGGAAGAGAAUGCUAUCACAAUCACUGAUGUAUCUCAAUACCCAUUAAGGCGUACCAAUAUUGAUAAUAUAACAGUUUGUGAUUCAGAAAUUGUAGAUAAAAUACAUUUGAGUCUUGUAGAUACAUAUCUCGAUGACAUAACAAAUAAUAAAGAGAAUAAGAGCGUAAACACUGAAGACGUAAAAUUAAAAAAUAUUGAUGACAAGAAUUGUGAUUUAGAAAGCAGAAAUAAUCAUGUUUCAAUAAAGAGAAGAUCUGUUUGUCGAAAAUGUAGAAAUUGUCAUGAGACUAUGGUCAGCGAUACAACCACGUUGGCGGUAUCAUUUGAGUUACCCGAAUUUCUUCCCCUGCCAACAAUGGAACGUUUAAAAAAACUAAGGUCCACCAAGCGUCCAACAAUUGAUGAUAUGGUAGAAUAUAAUCGUAGAAUGUCACUUAAUGACUCUUUUGAUAUUGAACAUUUAUCGGCAAUUGAUGUUGAUGUGGAUGAGGAAGAGGAGGCCAACUAUGUGGAUGAAGCAGAUGAAAUAAUCAAAGCAUACGAGAACAAGAUGGAAAGUGCCAGACAGGAGUAUCUUCAACUUAAAGCUGAAAGAUUAAUGAAAGAUCGUCGGUCGUUUGUUGAACGUUUGGAUGAUAAACUAAACGAAAUUGCAAAAGAUUGGAUAUUUAAUUAUCAAAAUCUUAAUUUAUAUCAAUUUAAUCACAAAAAAGUAACAAUUUUUUGCUUGGAGGUAGCAUAUAAUGAAACCAAUUUGAGUCGUGGCAUUGAGAUUGAAUCAAUUAAAGUUAAAGACAAUAAUUUUUGGCCAAAAAAAAAUUGGUUACCUAUAGACUAUGUCAUCAACUUUCAACUAAAGCUGGAACUACCAUAUGAUUUACGCAAUUGGUGCAAGAGUCAUGAGGAAAUGAUCAUAUUAAAUAUGUUGGUAAAAGUCGAUGAUGUGUGUCAAGAUAUUUCAAAAAUGAUUCGGAAAUUGUGGUAUAUUCUUUUUACCCAAAAUGCUAAUCUUAUCAGAGAUGAUAAUAAAAUUUGUGUAGAGAAAAUAUUAAGAAGAGUAGAAGCGUACAAAGUACAAAAGUCUAAAUUUCUUAUAGAAAUUACUAAUCUAAGAAAACUGUGUUUUAGAGAUAUUGUAUAUCCGCCACUACACAUGUUUCAUGAAGAAAUUCAAUCAUUACCUUGCGGAUUGGAUUUUUUGAAUGCAUUUCUUGAGAAUCCUGCUGAAUUUAAACGGACUUAGGAUUUUAAACUUAAAUUUUUGUUAAUUAGUUUGUUUUUUUCUUAUUUUAUUGUUUUAUUUUUACCUAAAAUUGCGUCGAUGUUGUAUAGUCCUUUUGUCAUCUUUAUAGCUUUUGUGCAUCCAUAGCAACAAUUUUGAUUGUUAUUUUUAUUGUAAUUUAAUUGUAAAAGUUAAUUCAUUUUAUCGAUUUGCAUAAAGAAUACAUAAAUUUAAAAUGGAAUAUUGAAAAAUGAAUAAAUUCAAUUCACCAAGCUCCAAUAAUAGUGGAGCUUCUUCCGAAACCAGUGAAUCACAAAGUGUUGAGGAUGCUAAUGCAAGUGCUGGUGUCACAACUGAUGCAAUAAGUACAACUGCAACAAAAUUAA
Messenger RNA from Teleopsis dalmanni, 4410 nucleotides. RefSeq lists its product as uncharacterized. Gene Ontology annotation, biological process: protein deubiquitination. The transcript is spliced from 7 exons. The record is from RefSeq and is a predicted model, not a curated record. Bases 269 to 4045 code for a protein of 1258 amino acids. Gene Ontology annotation, molecular function: cysteine-type deubiquitinase activity. Lineage: Eukaryota; Metazoa; Arthropoda; Insecta; Diptera; Diopsidae.